Messenger RNA from Funneliformis geosporum, 656 nucleotides. The record is from the annotation of a GenBank genome assembly. NCBI's taxonomy places the organism in Eukaryota, Fungi, Glomeromycota, Glomeromycetes, Glomerales, Glomeraceae.
AACUAUUAGAAAUAAAUGGCAACAGAAGAAAGGUUCGCAUAAUCUCUGAUGAACUAAGUAGAGAAUUACAAAGAAUAAUUGGCGAAGGUUCCAAACCGAACUUUAUUGACAUAAGUAAAGAUAAUUUGAGACAUAAAGUCAGAAAUGAAAAUGGAGUUUUGGUAUUUCCUGGCGAUACCAUUUGUACCCAACGUCCAACCAAUAGCAUGUCCGACCAUCUGCUCGCAGUAGGUAAAUAUCACGAAAAAGUCCGGGAAACUGAAUCGGCUAGAACUCGAGCCAUUCGCCAAAUCGAAGAAACUAUUCGCAAAGGCAAUAUCGAUUCCACUACCUUGGCUAAUGCCGGAGGAUUUUUAGGAGAAAGUUAUGUGGGCGCCCGACCUUCUGACUGCCUCCAUUGCAGCGACCCCGAAGAAAUGGUUCCUGAACGGUCGGAUCGUAUUAAUGACUUCAAAGACAAUCAAAUUGCUCUUUUGCAAAAAAUAAUCAACAAAUUCAAUGACUACAAAAAUUCAGUUAUUAAAGAAAUCAUUAAAUCAGCCAAAACCCAAGAAAUUAAUGAUUACCAAACUAACCAAUUAGAAGAGGAUAUUAAAAACCUAGUCUCAGCAAACAACCAAGCCAAUGAAGAAGAGAGAAAGAAAAAGGAACAAGAA